AUAAUAAAGUCCAUUCGUUUAGAAUAUUUCUCGUAGCCAGCCAGCCAGCGAACGAGCCAGCGAGCCAGCCCCCCAUUCUUUCCUGCACAGUUGUUGUCUCUCGCCGCUUCGUUCGUCGGCCAUGGACUCUUGUCCUGGUCGAUGGCCGCUCCGUCGGGCCAUAGGCAUUUCGAGGGACCGCUUGCGAAACGAAGCCAUGAUCUCUCCUCACUCACUGCCUUUACAAAAAGAUGCACUCGGCCAAAUUUAGACCGUCCGGAGGAGAUUCGAGCUUUUGGGCGAUGGGUAACGCUCCUCGACAUGGGCUUUGGGCUCCCGUCGAGACCUGCAGCAACGAAGGGCUCGUUUGACGACUCACUCCAAACCACAAACCUUCAGAUUUGUGGUUCUUGUCAAAUGGAUGCUGGGGCGGGCCUUCCUACACAUUUUCGGCAUUCGUUGGUGUCCCACCCGAAUCCCGGAUACCAUUUCGAAGAGAAAUCGAUGCUGCAAUUGAUUUUCCAUUGCCUGGUGCCCCACCCGAAUCGCGCAUACCAUGUCCAAGAGCCAGAGAACCGGAAAGUCCAACUCAGCGCACAGCACAGCGGAGCUGGUGGCGGCAGCGAUGGACGCGGAUCGAAGCGAACUGGCGCACUGGCGAUCUGCCGCCGAUGCUCAGGACGCAGGACUCAAGGCGGGUCAGUGACGCAGCACAGUUAAGGACGGACAUAUAUUCCAGGCUCGACCUCAGACCAGAAGAUGGACAGGGCAGCAAAGGGAAAGCGCCUGACGCUGUGGCGAGCGCAGCCAGCGUGGUUGGCGACGAAAGAGCACCGUCGGCACGAACGAGAGGAGAAUUUCGCGUGAGCCAUGACGUCCUCAGUGUUGAAUCUGAAGCCUGAGGCGAUAGUCGAUUAUUGAGCUGCGCGAGCUUUCCGGAAAGCUUUCAGACACAUUGCGUGACCGGGCUGUGCGUCAGUGUGAUUGGCCGAUGAUGCAGUUGUCGGAACUCCAAUCCACGUGACAGUUUCCGAUUGGUUUCUGCCCUCGUCACAGCCAUCCGACCCGACGUGGCACCAUCUGAGUGGCUCGGGGCUCGGCCUCCUCACGAAGAAGGACGAAGGAAAAAAUGUUGCAAGGUUUCCUGUUUACUCAUCUCGAUUUUUUCAUGUCGGACCGGAAGGAUUGAGAAAUAGUUCCGUCUUCUGGGAGGGGAUUUUAAUAAGCAAACAGCGCUACGGUAGAAGAUCGAUCGAUCGCACAGACAGAUUCGAUGCAUGAAGAAAACAUGCCGCAACCGGUUCAUGAAUUCUCGGGGCUACUCUUGUGAUGCUAUUGGAGAAGCCCGUCCUGCGUCACGCUGAGAUCCACGUGGCCAAUGAUAGAAAGUACUGCCAUGUACUGUCAUUGCAGUAGUACAAUGUCCAGAGUCUCUCUCUCUCUCUCUGUGUAUGGAACACGAACAAUCCUUCGACAGUGAUUUACUGUAAGAGCAGCGGGAGCAGCAGAAGAGAACCCGUUCAUUUCAGCCGAUCGACCAAUGGGAACCUCGAACGGGAAAGGAAGGAAAGAGAGGCUCAGCAAGAGUUGGACUGGCGGCAGAAAGGGCCUCAUGGCAUCAAGGAAAGGCUCAAGUGGUGACCCUCGGACCCUCGGUCCCUCGGUCGGUCGAUGGACGAAGGAAGGAUAAACAGGAAUGAAAUCGAUCCAGUAGAAGGCAGCACAUGAUCCUCGCCAGAAAGCAAACGGUGUGCGUACUGAUGUGGACUGCUGGCCUCAGCUGGUUUGUGGACAAGUUGGACAUGGUGCAGGAAAAGCUCCUUGAAGAGUAGAGUGAGUGAGGGGCGAGGAGGAGAUUUGUGAACUCGGGGGUGCGGGUUGAGCCGGAGAUUCUCGCUUACGAUGAGGAAUCCCAUUCUGAUAAUCAUCUCUUUGAGUUAGAGCUGAACGAUACAAGGUGAGGAAAGGAACUCAAGCUUCGGGGGAGGGAGGGAGGGAGGGAGAUGUCAAAGUGAACAAUUCGACUCGCGUGAUGUA
Molecule: messenger RNA, 2016 nt
Organism: Marchantia polymorpha subsp. ruderalis
Lineage: Eukaryota; Viridiplantae; Streptophyta; Marchantiopsida; Marchantiales; Marchantiaceae
Source: the annotation of a GenBank genome assembly